UGUUUGUCCUGAGAAAAGAGAGAUUUCGUAGACUACACCAUUCGUUUGACUAUUUACGAAUGACAGUCAUGUUCUUUUUAUGAGCUAGCCUAUCCAGACCGCUUAUGGAACACUGUUAAAUGAGACUAGAAUAUCUGCAUUGCAUUGACUGUCUGUGGAGCCCUACGAUCGAGCGCACCACCCAGUCGAGACCCAGUCGAGACAGUAACGCAUGAUCACAAACAGAUGUCAGGCAUUUUUGAAGAAACAUUUAAUGUUUUCUGUACCAUCAUCAGCCUUGCAAAAUACCAGAAGGUAGAAGAUUUUUAUUCUACAAUUAAUAAUCAAAUCACGGUCCGUCCGGAAUUGUAGCCUAUUUCCAUACUUUCUAUUUAUAAGGAGGCAAUGCUUCUCGACCAAGACCAAUGACAUUUGUGCUGUGGCCGCAGCGAAGUAGAUUUGUAAAAAUACCGUAAAUACAUUUGGACAAUUGUCUUCUCGAAUGCUUUCACGGUAAACAUGUGUCAUUGAUUCUGAAUGGUGCGGCGAGAGAAGGAUAAUUCUGUGGUUUUUGGCACCAGCGGAUGCUGCGCCGGAGAAUGGGAUACGCCGACCCUACGUCGGGUAGAGAUUUACUCGGCAAUAGGUCGCUUUGUUUUAUAUUCAUUUGCGCAUUUGGACUGGUUACACUUUUACAACAGAUUCUCUAUGGAAAAAACUACAUUAAAAGUGCGCAACAGUUUAGCCGACUCAAAGGAGACGAGACAGGAAAUUGGACCGGUCCUGUAAAUUUCUUGGAUGAUGGAUCUCUGAAGCCUGCCAGGAAUGGGAAGAAAAGAUGUUUCCGUCAGAAUUUUCAGCCAGAUUCACAGAUCUCCGUAAUAGUCACACCCUGCCUAGCCGAUAUUAAGAAGAAAAAAAAACGCUCUCAAAGGUAUCUGGACUCAUACGAUGGAUCCUAUGACUACAACUCCACUGCAUGCAAAGAGCUCAGGCAGGAGAUUAUGGAUGUCAAAGUCCUGACCAUGGUGAAGACGUCGGAGCUGUUUGAGAGAUGGAGGAACCUGCAGGUGUGCAAGUGGCAGCAAAACAUGGUGGAGACCAACAACUUCAAGAUGUCUCUGUCGCGGUGUUGUAAUGCACCCUCCUUCCUGUUCACAACCAAGAGGAACACUCCAGCAGGCACCAAGCUGAGGUAUGAGGUGGACACCAGUGGCAUCCUGCCCAUCAGUACUGAGGUCUUCAAGAUGUUUCCUGACGACAUGCCAUACUCCAAGUCUCAGUUUAAGAAAUGUGCAGUUGUUGGAAACGGAGGUAUCAUCAAGAACAGCAAAUGUGGGAAGGAUAUUGACUCCGCAGAUUUCGUGUUUAGAUGCAACAUACCACCCAUCAACGAGAAGUACUCAGCUGAUGUAGGCGCCAAAACGGAUCUGGUGACGAUUAAUCCAAGUAUUAUAACGGAGAGAUUCCAGAAGCUAGAGAAGUGGCGGCGACCAUUUUACGAGGUUCUUCAGAACUACGAGAACUCGUCAGUGGUCCUACCCGCCUUCUACAACACGCGUAACACUGAUGUCUCCUUCCGGGUCAAGUACAUGCUGGACGACUUUGACUCCCAGAGGGGUGUGUUCUUCUUCCACCCCCAGUACCUGCUCAAUGUCCAGCACUUCUGGACUGUCCAGGGUGUCCGUGCCAAACGCCUCAGCAGCGGCCUGAUGCUAGUCACUGCCGCCAUGGAACUGUGCGAGGAGGUCCACCUCUAUGGCUUCUGGGCGUUUCCCAUGAACCCCUCGGGCAUUUUCAUCACGCACCAUUACUAUGACAACGUCAAGCCCCGCCCUGGGUUCCACGCCAUGCCCCAUGAGAUCUUUAACUUCAUGCACAUGCACACGCGAGGUAUCCUCAAUGUACACUCAGGACCUUGCACAUGAUCGUGCACCGGAGCCACGCCCACAAUGUAAUGCAUCGUGGGAAGUCACCAUUUACUCCUGUUUUUGUCUCGGUUCUUAAUUUAUCAUCAAUUUGCAUAUAUUAAUUUAGAUACACUGGUGUUUUCUUACAGUUGACGAGAGAUGGCCUUUUGAGCUCACACCGUAUAUAUUUGUGCUUUUUACACUAGCUCCAUGUGUUGAAGGUUGCUUGCUUUCAUGCCAACACUAUAAUUUCUCUUGAUGUGUUUCUUACUCUCUUGCUGAAUAAGCAACUUCAAUGGCCGCUGGUAUCUCAGAUUCUGUAGGUUGCUUGUUCUAUUGUGAAGUGAUCUUUCCUAGUGAUGUCGUUUCUGUGAAAUCUUAGUGGCUCGGUGGUACUGCUGUACAGAGGUUUGAACUUAACGUUAUGCACAACUAUUUACACGGAAAUAAGGCCACUCUGUGUGUCCCUCACCUCCUCCUGUACUUUCUCUUUGCCGCUUCCUGUGUUCCUCAUGCUCUCUUUCUCAGACACUCUGUAGGUGUGGCAGCUUUUAUUUAUGUCUGUGUAAAAACCCUCAACACUAUUGACGUUGAUGAGGGAAUCCAAAAUAAAUGUUCAAAGGUCCAACUGUUUAACCUUCAGUUGUCCAGCUUCAUUCAACUGUUUUAUAUGGGUAAAUAUGUAUUAUAAAACACUGUUAACACUCCUGACCUGAGAGGACCUUUUUUAUAGGUCCACUUUCUUCUGUUACAACUAACUAGCCAAACACUGGAAGAUAUCCUUGGAUAUUUCUGAUGUGAAAUGGUUGUGUUUUAUUUGCUUGCUGUUUUUGAACAAAGGUGAGAUGAUUAAUAUUUUAUAAUCACCACCACCAUAGUAGGCCACAUAGUCAGAAAAACACCCUGGCCCAAGUUCCUGGGCACUGUUGACCAAUCUGAUUUCUCUCUGUCAUCCAUGUCUUAAAACCAUGCUGCCUUAAGAUAUAAAUGUACAAAUCCUCUCUCAGAUAUGCAAUUCACCCCUGAAUUGCUUAUCUAAUGGACGUUUGCAUCAAACAAACUCUUGUUCUUAAUGUCAGCUGACUCACCAUAAUAACCAUGACAAGAUGAGGUUCACUUCUCCUGUUUAAUGACUAAAUAUAAUAUAAUUCCUGUAAGAUAUAAUGCUAUUUGCAUACUCAUGUGAUGCUUUGCAUGAUUCUACUAUAUUCUCUGUUUUGUGUGUACCUGCAACCAACACAUGUUUACAACGACCAGCUUCUGCUAAAGCUCACAGAUCAUUGGGAGAGAUUAGUUUAAUUCAAAUGAUAUUACAUUUAUCAUCAAUUGCACACAAGGCCCAAACGAAACUUGAUUUUCGCUUUUAACCCAACCCUUCUGAAUAGGAGAGGUGCAGGGGGCGGCCACAUUGGGCACCCAGGGAGCUGUUGUUGUGGGGGGUUAACUGCCUUGCUCAAGGGCAGAACAACCUUUCGGUUACUGGCCCAAUUCUCUUACCGCUAGGCUACCUGAAACCUUAUAUCAACCUUGAAUGGAUUUUAAAAGAGAACUGAUCGACAGAGGCACUUUUUCACAGAUGAUGGAAAGGAAUUACUAAUAUCGCUCCCUUUUGAAAUUAUAUGAUUUUUGUUAUCAUUAUUAUCACUGGAUCGUGUCAUUUCCCUUUUUGCAAUGUGACAAAGUUGUAACCUUGAAAGCAUCAUGGAUCUCAGCCUUGUAAUGCUGUAUGUUUGUUUAUAUUAGUAUUUGUUGUGUUUAACUGUGACAGAGUGGAGGAACAUUACUGAACUGGAAACAUAGGGUCAUUCUUCUGUACAUGCUGUGCAAUGCCUUUUGAUUUUUGUAACGCCCCAAAUGCCCUUGAUCUUCCAUGAUCACUCCUAAAGUCUUUGGAAGAUUGUUAGUUUGACUUGUAAUUCAAAGUCACAGAGAUCGAGUGAAAAAGACACAAUGCACAAAAGAAGUUAUCCGUAUGAGCACAUUAAAUAAUUUCAAGUUUGAGUCUCAGACUCACAAAAGAUCAUGAUUUUAUAGAGUAAAAAAUAACUAGGUAGAAUAAUCAGUCCGAAAAUGAAAGGAUGGAAUUAUUAGAGCUUGGAUGUAAUUAUUACAGUUUGAACAGUGAUAUGAACCCUACAUUCUGGGUCAUUCUUUAUAUUGUGUUUGUAAAUAAACAUGUUUGGAUUUUC
Molecule: messenger RNA, 4078 nt
Organism: Oncorhynchus masou masou (cherry salmon)
Lineage: Eukaryota; Metazoa; Chordata; Actinopteri; Salmoniformes; Salmonidae
Product: alpha-2,8-sialyltransferase 8E-like
Exons: 9
Coding region: 564-1907 (447 amino acids)
Biological process (GO): N-glycan processing; oligosaccharide metabolic process
Molecular function (GO): alpha-N-acetylneuraminate alpha-2,8-sialyltransferase activity
Source: RefSeq, a predicted model, not a curated record